Molecule: messenger RNA, 736 nt
Organism: Paramecium pentaurelia
Lineage: Eukaryota; Ciliophora; Oligohymenophorea; Peniculida; Parameciidae
Source: the annotation of a GenBank genome assembly
AUGAAAUUAUUCUUAAUAUUCAUUAUAUCUGCAUAUUGUAAAUCAGCCUCUAAUGAAACUAAUGAUAAUAAUACAGAUCAUGAAGAGAGAAAAUAAUUAAUGGAUGAUUGGGAAGGGUAGAUGGCUGACUUCAUUCCAGAUGACAUGUUAUCAUUUGAGUUAAAUAAGGGAGAAGUGGAAAUUUUAGAAUAAUAUAUAAAACACCCAACUAAUAUAAGAGGAGCAUUCUUUUUAUCAAUUAUGAAUAAAGAAAAAAUUGAUUUUAGUGUAUGAUAGCUAUUAACAUCCUAUAGAUCAAGGAUCCAAGAGGAAAAAUUAUUGACAAUAAGAAUUAAAAGAAAGAAGCCGUUUUUUCUGUAAAUAUCACCAAUCCUGGAAAUUAUAAAUUUGUGUUCAGCAAUACAAAUGUAAAAACUCAUUUAAUUCAGAGGGCAAAAGCAAUCAUAUUGUGACUUUUGCAAUAGAUAUUCGAAAUGCAACUUAUGAACAUAUAAAAGAAUCGGAUUUAGAUCCCAUUUAAAAAAAGCUAUCUAGUUUAUAUACUGGACUGAAUGAUCUAAUGUUUGAUACUAAAUUUUCAUAAUAAAAAAGAGAAGGAGGGUAUCAAUUUUUGAGGGAUAAUAAUAAGAUAUAUUUCAUUUAUACAAUUGUUGAAACUUUAAUUAUAGUUAUUGUUAGUAUUUGGCAGGUAUUUUAUAUAAAACGAAUUAUUGGAGUGCAGCGUAAAUUUGUUUGA